CCGAAGUCCUUAUUUUCACAAAAUAUACUUGCUUCCCUGUGCAACCGGUUCCGGUAGCUGCGUGCAGAUAACCGUUAAAGGCAGCAUACAUUUCGUGCAUAAUGGCGCAAAUAAAGAAUCCACUGAAGGACAAGCUGAAUGAUGAUGAGCUGGACUUAAGCAUUAGCAAUUAUGCAGACAGAGACGUUCCUGUCAAGGACAUUGCACUUCUGAAGAGGGCAACAAAAUUGGAUUUGUCCAACAACAAGCUCACCGGAUUGCCUAAGUCAUUUGGGUCAUUGACUCAUCUGGUGAAGCUGGAUCUGAGCUGCAACCUCAUCACAGAGCUGCCAUCCAGUUUUGGGGAACUUCAUCGCCUCAGACACCUGGAUCUGUACAACAAUAAGUUGUCCCACCUGCCGCCGAGCUUCCACCAGCUGACCUCGCUGCGAUGGCUGGAUCUGAAGAACAACCAGCUGAGCCCGCAGCUGGCGCAGGCCGCCGGCGAAUGUCUCAACCCCAAGGAGUGCGAGCAGUGCGCACGGCGCGUCGUCCAGUUCAUGGGACGCGUCAAAGAGCACUACGAACAGGAACGGCUGCGGCGUCAACAGCUCGAGAAAGAGCUUAUGGAUGCAAAACUGGCGGCCGAGGAGGUGGAGAAGGAGAGGCUAAGAUUGGAGAAGAAGGCUAAGAAGGAGAAAAGGAAGCAAGAGUUGAGAGAUCAGAAGAAGAUAGAAGAGCUGCAGGCAAUCCAUCCAGAUGCUGAGCAGCUGAAGAGUGCAUCACCGGUCAAGUCAGCUUACAAGUCCAGCAAGGUGGAGAGUGCGGCCGGCUGGUCCGCGCUCGCCAAGCUGAACCUGGUGCUGCUGGUGACGGCGCUGGCGCUGGGCGGCGGCGCCAUGUACCUGCACUCGGGCGGCGACAUGUCGCGCUCGGGCCUGGCCAGCAACCUUGGGGCUCUGGGCACGCUGACGCGCCAACAGGGCGGGCGCGCGCUCGACGCCGGCCUGCUGCUGCUCAAGCGCGCCUCGGAGCUGGGCACCGCCGCCGGCGACGUGCUGGUGACGCGUGCGCUCGACGUCUGGGAGUGGGGCGGCGGCCUGGCGGCGCGACUCGACCGGCUGUUGACCGACAGCUGCGGCGACUCGUGGAGCACCACCAAGGCGGCGGCCGGCGGCGCCGCCACCUGCUCCGCCUGGGAGCUCAGCUGCGCCGGCUGGGAGCUGGUGCGCACCGAGGGCCCCGUGUACGCCGCCUUGGUGGCUGAACAGGUCAACAGACUGGUGGCGGCCGUCACCGGCAGCUAG
Pollicipes pollicipes is the source of this 1286-nucleotide messenger RNA. RefSeq names its product leucine-rich repeat-containing protein 59. Gene Ontology annotation, molecular function: protein binding. The transcript has 7 exons. Lineage: Eukaryota; Metazoa; Arthropoda; Thecostraca; Pollicipedomorpha; Pollicipedidae. Bases 102 to 1286 code for a protein of 394 amino acids. Gene Ontology annotation, cellular component: cytoplasm. The record is from RefSeq and is a predicted model, not a curated record.